Molecule: messenger RNA, 366 nt
Organism: Thyridium curvatum
Lineage: Eukaryota; Fungi; Ascomycota; Sordariomycetes; Thyridiales; Thyridiaceae
Exons: 1
Coding region: 1-366 (121 amino acids)
Source: RefSeq, a predicted model, not a curated record
AUGGACUACUUUGCACCUUGCUGCCCAACUCGACUCGGCGAGAACAUAUUCGAAUAUGAUCAUGGGUGCGGCUUCAUGUUCUGCUUCACAAAUGACAUAGCUAUGGCUGAGGCUUAUCCCGGGUGCAUCUCCAACCUGACCAACAUGAAGCUCACCGAUAUCGGAGCUAACGGGGCCGACGCAAAAAACAUUACGGAUAAUCGAAAUUCGACUAACAUCAUGUGCGAGUACGUGGACUACGAUUCUCUGAGAGCAGGCGCGAAGAAGAUGAGUGAUGGGUCGCCUCGGCCUGGAGGAGGAGUGUGGCGGGCCGCUCUCGCCAGCGUGGUUGUCCUAGGCCUUGCGCAAUUUUUCCUCUCGUUUUAG